Messenger RNA from Trichechus manatus latirostris (Florida manatee), 532 nucleotides. RefSeq names its product Purkinje cell protein 2 (gene PCP2). The coding region runs from base 1 to 477 and encodes 158 amino acids. The transcript is spliced from 3 exons. The record is from RefSeq and is a predicted model, not a curated record. Gene Ontology annotation, molecular function: guanyl-nucleotide exchange factor activity; protein binding. Lineage: Eukaryota; Metazoa; Chordata; Mammalia; Sirenia; Trichechidae.
AUGGUGAGCGCCCAAGAGGAGGGGCGGCUCGGGGUCAGGGUGGGAGCCUCCAGUCAGGAAGGGUACUUGGGGGGCCCAGAAGCCCAAAGACCAGCUGGACUGUUUAUCUGUCCCCAGGCGGGCUCCCCGGACCAGGAGGGCUUCUUCAACCUGCUGAGCCACGUGCAGGGCGGCCGCAUGGAAGAGCAACGCUGCUCGCUGCAGGCAGGGCCGGACCAGGCCCCCGAGAGCCAGGGCGGCCCCGCGCCCGAGAUGGACAACCUGAUGGACGUGCUGACCAGCACCGAGGGCCGCCGCAUGGACGACCAGCGUGUGACAGUCAGCGCCCUACCGGGCUUCCAGCCCCUGGGGCCCAAGGACGGGACACAGAAACGAGCCGGGACUCUCAGCCCCCAACCCCUCCUCACCCCCCAGGAUCCGACUGCUCUGGGCUUCCGUCGGAACAGCAGCCCCCAGCCCCAGACACAAGCCCCCUGAGAGCCUGAGUCAUCCCGGGCCCACUCGGCCCCUGAAAGCGAAGAAUAAAACACUU